UGUGCUCUUUUUUAAAAGGAAACAUGUUUUAUCCUUUUUAAUGACGUGUCCGUUUACUAACCGUUCGAUGUGUCCUCUUUUAAACACGGCAUCGUUUUAGCGGUUUUUUGUUAAAAAGAGUCGAGGCUUUGGUGCAUGUCAUGUAACGUAAAUACAUCGUAUCAAGAUAAGAGUAAGACCGCAGCCUUAAAUAAAACCCUGCUCUCAUUCUCAUCCCUAGACACAAGACAUUCUCAAAGGAUCUCGAACCAUGGGCGAAGAAGGCAAGAUCAUCGAGUUUGAGUCCGCGAGGCAGACACUCUUGUUCUGGAACAUGGAUGACUACCCAAUCCCUGUCGAUACAACCGAUGAUCUUGGUGCCGUUAGUAGCAAUAUGUUUGAAGCUCUUCAUCUAAUGGGCUUUCUUGGGUACAUGAGAAUGCAAGUGUAUUCGGAGCAACCCAAUAGCGAAGAUUGGUUGAAUGCCGAAAUGUCUUACGCACCCAAAUGUAAGUCUUAUUCGGCUGCUGUUUACGAAUUUCCGGAUAUCGCUCUCUAUAUCAUUCGUUUGACAACAAGUAUGGGACCAGGACCAUUAAAUGUAGCCUUAAUCGCAAAGCCAAAUGGGGAGUUACGUAGGGUUCUGCAGUGUUUGAAAUCGAGGAAUCACGAUGUUCUCCUCAUAGACUCCCCUCCUUCUUGUCCUCCUCUCUUUAGUGUAGAAUCUCUACUUGAGCAUGCACGGCUUUUAGAUGGAGCAAAGCCUAGAUUCAAAGCUUUGUUACCUAAUUAUAUGUAUGUGGAUGAUAUCGACGAAGAAUAUCUAGACAUCAAAGAAGAUCUCUCCAAGACUGUAGAUUUCACCGAGCGCAUCCCAACCGUCAAAGGGGAUAGGACAGCCGUCUUUUGGGAUGCCGAGGAUUACCCAUUCCCUCUUUGUUCCACUCCUGAUGAGAUCUACCACUCUAUUGCAUCAGCUCUUGUGGAAAGGGGUUCUAGUGAUAAGAUUACAAUCUGGGCUUAUCUUGAUGAUGACAAGAAAGGUUCUUGGAGGGAUGCCUUACUGGGUGGUAACAAGGAGUGGGCUUCCAGAAUCUACUUUCUUCCCGGAGGGGAUAAUUCUUCGAGACGUGAUAGAAUGUUAAAUGACAUUUAUUUAUGGGUCAGGGACUCCUCUCCUAGGUGGAACAAAAGGUCUCAUGAAGCUAGUUUGGUCAUAUUCUCCGAUCAGUUCAAUGAUGACUCCUACUACACCCAUAUGCUUCAAAAAUUGAGUAAAAGAGGUUACAAUCUUCUUUUAGUCACUCCGACUCAGGACAUCAAAGAACCAGAAAGCCCUGAAUGGCCAGGAUUGCUUAUAGAUGAAGGAUCAUACUGUUUUGGUGAUUAAAAAACACCGAGGGUUCAGGUCGGGUCUGGGCUGUUACCUGAAUUACUUGCGUCACAAGAAGAAAUGGUUGCAGCGGUGAUUUUAUAUAUAUAUAUUAAGUAGAAAAAAAAACUCUUGUCUGGAUGUUAUCGAAAGCUCAAAAAGAGACUCUUCUCUGGA
This is a messenger RNA of Brassica rapa (field mustard), 1528 nucleotides long. RefSeq lists its product as uncharacterized. Gene Ontology annotation, cellular component: peroxisome. The record is from RefSeq and is a predicted model, not a curated record. NCBI's taxonomy places the organism in Eukaryota, Viridiplantae, Streptophyta, Magnoliopsida, Brassicales, Brassicaceae. Gene Ontology annotation, molecular function: RNA nuclease activity. Gene Ontology annotation, biological process: regulation of gene expression.